ACUGGUCAGUGCACUUUUCUCCUGCUCAAGUCUCUCGCUGUGAUUCCUUGGAAGUUGAAAAGAGAAGAACCGAACUCUCGCCCAACUGUUGCCUGUUGGAUCUCUGAUCAGAUCAGUCUUCUCCUCGAUAUGCUCAAUAAAGCUUUAUGCAGCUGAAUUCAAGGCCAAGCGACUGUAUAAUCUCGCUAUUUUUCUCUCUCGAGGAUGCGGUGAUAAUGGCAUUUUGAGGUAGCGGAGGGGAGCUUAGUUUGAGCGUAAUGGCAGCGAAGCUCUCGACGUGGUUUUUGAGCUCCGGUUUUGGUUCUUUGAGCGGGAAACUAUCGGAUAAUCCACAGUUUCCUUAUUCUUCUCACUAUUUGCUUAAUGCUUCCUGUAAAAUGCGACCGCGCCGUCUCAGUUCUCGGCACAAGAGGAAACAAUGGAAGAAAGCCUCCUAUGAACAUCCGUCAGUGCAUGCUGAUAGUGAUUUCCAUCCAAAUGAUGGUGAAGACUCAGGAACUGAAAUUGUGGCGGAGAGAGUCCCAAUUUUGAAUCAGGAGAGCUUGUCUAGUGCUGUUGUCAACAAUAGCUCAGCUGUGCAGUAUAUCCCUGAGAAAGAAAUAAGUGGUAAAACUGCACCUGGUGAAAUUAAACAUUCGACCGGGAAAGUUGACACUGAAGAGAAGAAUGCAGGUGUUCAACUUGAAGAUUUGAUUGGGAUGAUAAAAAAUGCAGAGAAAAAUAUCCUUCUACUCAACCAAGCUCGGGUUCACACCCUCAAGGAUCUUGAGAAAAUCCUUGCCGAGAAAGAGGAAUUGCAGAAAGAGAUCAAUGGCUUGGAAAUAAGAUUAGCAGAAACUGAUGCUCAAAUUAAAGUUGCUGCCCAAGAGAAGGUGCACGUGGAACUGUUGGAAGACCAAUUGGAAAAGUUGCAGAAGCAGCUAAAUUUUAGUGGUGGUACUGAACAAAGCGACCUUGGUAUGCAUAGAAAUCAGAACAGUGUUCCUAUUGAUUCCCUUACUGAGGAGCUUCAUUUACUGAGGUCAGAAAAUAUUAUCCUGAAGAAUGAUAUAGAAACACUCAGGGAAGAGUUGAAUAAUGUUAAGAAUACUAAUCAACGUCUGGUGUUUUUGGAAAAAGAACGAUCAGUUUUGGAGUCUUCGCUGAAAGACUUGGAGUUUAAGCUGUUGACCUCUCAGGAAGAUGUUUCAGAACUGUCUGCUCUGAAAGUUGAAUGUAAGGACCUACGGAAGAGGGUCGAAGACUUGCAAGUUUUGCUAGGCAAGACAACCAAGAAGGAAGAUCAAGCUAUUCUGGUCUUGCAGCAGAACCAAGAGCUGCAAGCAAAGGUCGAGAAAUUGGAGGAGUCCCUUGAAGAAGCUAAUGUCUUUAAAUUAUCUUCUGAAAAGUUUCAGCAAGAAAACAAACUAAUGCAACAAAGAAUAGAUGUAUUGGAGGAUCGUCUUCAAAGGUCGGAUGGGGAAAUACAGUCUUAUAUCAAAUUAUAUCAGGAAUCUGUGAAGGAGUUUCAAGAUACGCUGGAUACCAUCAAAGAAGCAAGCAAGAAAAGAGCUGUAGAUGAACCUAUAAAUGAUAUGCCUAUGGAGUUUUGGAGCCGAAUAUUGCUAUUGAUAGAUGGUUGGUUGCUUGAGAAAAAAAUAUCAGGUGAUGAUGCUAAACUGUUGAAAGAGAUGGCAUGGAAGAGGGAUGCACGCAUUUAUGAAGCUUAUAUGGCUUGCAAGGAAAAGAAUGAACUGGAGGCUGUCGCUAUGUUUCUUAAUCUGACAUCAUCUCCAAAACGUUCAGGACUCUAUGUCAUCCACAUUGCAGCAGAAAUGGCACCAGUGGCUAAGGUUGGUGGUUUGGGUGAUGUUAUCACUGGUCUCAGCAAAGCGCUGCAAAGUAGAGGGCAUCUUGUGGAAAUUGUUCUUCCUAAAUAUGAUUGCAUGCAGUAUAAUCGUAUUAGAGAUUUAAGGCUUCUGGAUGUGAUACUUGAGUCAUACUUCGAUGGGCGGCUGUUCAAAAAUAAGAUAUGGGUUGGCACUGUUGAAGGUCUUCCUGUUUACUUUAUUGAGCCUCUUCAUCCUGAUAAGUUCUUCUGGAGGGCUCAAUAUUAUGGAGAGCAUGAUGACUUCAAACGUUUUUCAUAUUUCAGCCGUGCUGCACUAGAGUUACUUCUUCGGGCUGGCAAGAGACCUGAUAUAAUUCAUUGCCACGAUUGGCAAACAGCAUUCAUUGCACCAUUAUAUUGGGACUUGUAUUAUCCCAAAGGAUUGAAUUCUGCAAGAAUAUGUUUUACUUGCCACAAUUUUGAGUACCAGGGCACUGCCCCUGCUUCAGAUUUGGCUUCUUGCGGUCUUGAUGUUGACCAGCUAAACAGACAAGACAGGUUACAGGAUAAUUCUGCUCAUGAUAGGAUCAAUCCUGUUAAGGGUGCAGUUGUAUUCUCUAAUAUUGUCACAACAGUAUCGCCUACCUAUGCUCAAGAGGUGCGGACAGCUGAGGGAGGACAUGGUCUCCACUCAACACUUAACUUUCAUUCGAAAAAGUUCGUUGGCGUUCUCAAUGGAAUUGAUACUGAUGUGUGGAAUCCUACCACCAAUUCAUUUCUCAAAGUCCAAUAUAGUGCAAAUGAUCUCAAGGGGAAGGCAGAAAAUAAAGACGCUUUAAGAAAGCAUCUAGGGCUGGCUUCUAAUGUCAGAAAACCUCUGGUGGGCUGCAUAACAAGAUUGGUACCCCAGAAGGGUAUACAUCUUAUCAGGUACGCGAUAUACAGAACGUUGGAGCUGGGAGGACAGUUUGUUCUUCUGGGUUCAAGCCCAGUUCCUCAUAUACAGAGGGAAUUUGAGGGUAUUGCAAACCAUUUCGAGAGUCAUGAUCAAAUUCGGUUGGUGUUAGCAUAUGAUGAGUCUCUUUCUCAUUGGAUCUAUGCUGGAUCUGAUAUGCUGAUAAUACCAUCUAUCUUCGAGCCAUGUGGCCUCACUCAGAUGAUUGCUAUGCGAUAUGGUUCUAUUCCUAUUGCAAGGAAAACUGGCGGGCUAAAUGACAGUGUCUUUGAUGUUGACGAUGAUACAAUUCCUCCCCAGUUUCGAAAUGGAUUCACAUUUUUAACUCCCGACGAGCAGGGGUUGAAUAAUGCACUGGAACGCGCCUUUAGCCACUACUUGAAUAACCCAGGCGGGUGGCAGCAGCUGGUUGAGAAGGUCAUGAACAUAGAUUUCAGUUGGGAAACUUCAGCUGCGCAGUAUGAGGAGCUUUAUUCAAGGUCUGUGGCUCGAGCAAGAGCGGUUGCCACAAGUCGUGCUUGAGGAGAAUGCGAGUUCCUUCUUCCUGGGCAAUCUGUUAUUCAUACUCUCAAAAAGUUUCAUGGAGAGAGACUGUCUGAGAAAUUUUGGUGCAUGAUCGACUUGAUUGUUACCAGACACUGAAUUUGAGACCAAUUUGGUGGCUUAUCCAUCCUAAGCUAGCAUGAAACCGAUUAAUUGGUCAUCAAAAUAGCAUAAUAUUCCUUGACAAUGGACGUGACACUUAGCCCCAUACAGCACUAGUUUUUACUAACAAUAUUUACUUAUCAAACGAAGACUGCCUCGAAAAAGGAAAGGGGAGAUCUGCCCUUUGGGGUUUUUUCUUCUUUUUCUGUAGAUUAUUUUUUUGUAUAUUGUAUUAAUAAUCUUUACCUCGAAUAUCAGAAUAGAA
Messenger RNA from Momordica charantia (bitter melon), 3675 nucleotides. RefSeq names its product starch synthase 4 (gene SS4). Gene Ontology annotation, molecular function: alpha-1,4-glucan glucosyltransferase (UDP-glucose donor) activity. Lineage: Eukaryota; Viridiplantae; Streptophyta; Magnoliopsida; Cucurbitales; Cucurbitaceae. The record is from RefSeq and is a predicted model, not a curated record.